Messenger RNA from Girardinichthys multiradiatus, 4306 nucleotides. RefSeq names its product dolichyl-diphosphooligosaccharide--protein glycosyltransferase subunit STT3B-like. Gene Ontology annotation, cellular component: membrane. The record is from RefSeq and is a predicted model, not a curated record. The transcript is spliced from 16 exons. Gene Ontology annotation, molecular function: dolichyl-diphosphooligosaccharide-protein glycotransferase activity. Lineage: Eukaryota; Metazoa; Chordata; Actinopteri; Cyprinodontiformes; Goodeidae. Gene Ontology annotation, biological process: post-translational protein modification. Bases 577 to 3015 code for a protein of 812 amino acids.
UCAACCAAGAGCCGCCAGCGCACAUGAUACUGGGUCACCUGUCCUGCGUCGACCCCUCCCCCGCCUCAACGGUUUUUUUGCUCGUCAGUUGGAGGAAAAAACGUCAUGCUGGUCAGGCUUCGGUUCUCUCAUUGGUCCUCCUGCUUGUCUGUCAAGCGCUGUGUCAUCGGAUUGGGCUUCUAGAGGAGCCGUGUCCGUCCACGCUGUACCUGUCUCGUUGUGAGAGGCUGACGACUCUUCCUGUUCCACACACAGCUCCCGCCUCUUUCAUUCAGCUCCAAGGAAGGAAGGAAGGAAGGAGGAUCUUCUCGAGCCGCGUGUGACACUUCUAGGGUGCAGCCAAACUGCGCUGCAAUGUGGUUCCCAGGAAUCGUUUAACUGCUCCUACCGUUAGCGGGGAAUAAGAUUACACAGUCGGGAAUCCCAGGCACUACUUUGGGGGUGUGCAGGGUAAGGUGCUGCAAGUGGUUCGGAAGUGAAGUGUGGCAGGAAUAGGAAGAGAAGAGGAGGUCUUUUCCUGUGUGAUAUCAGAUAGCUCGAAUUGCUUGGUUGCCACCACGGGACUGACGUAGAGCAAUGGCGGAGCAUCACCAGGUUUCCGACAGCAAACACAAAUCCUCACUGACCUCCGCAGCGCCGUACUCUGGGAAUGGACGCAGCAGCACAGCGGUGGCGGAGAGAGACAGCAUGGCCGGUGCGGGAGGAGGUCUGUCCGGCGGCCUGUCGCAGCCGGCCGGUUGGCAGUCCCUGCUGUCCUUUACGGUCCUGUUUCUGGCCUGUCUGGCCGGCUUCAGUUCCAGGCUCUUCGCUGUCAUCCGCUUCGAGAGCAUCAUUCACGAGUUUGACCCUUGGUUCAAUUACAGGUCAACUCACCAUCUGACCACCAAUGGCUUCUAUGAGUUCCUCAACUGGUUUGAUGAAAGAGCCUGGUACCCUCUGGGUAGGAUAGUCGGGGGCACGGUGUACCCGGGCCUCAUGGUGACGGCUGGCCUCAUCCACUAUGUGCUGAACCUGCUGCACAUUACCGUUCACAUCCGGGACGUUUGUGUUUUCUUGGCCCCUGUGUUCAGUGGUCUGACCUCCAUCUCCACCUUUCUCCUGACGAGAGAGCUGUGGAACCAGGGGGCGGCGCUACUGGCUGCCUGCUUCAUCGCCAUCGUUCCAGGCUACAUUUCCCGCUCAGUGGCCGGCUCCUUCGACAACGAAGGCAUCGCCAUCUUUGCCCUACAGUUCACGUACUACCUCUGGGUAAAAUCGGUCAAAACUGGAUCUGUCUUCUGGGCCGUCGGCUGCUGCCUGUCCUACUUCUACAUGGUGUCAGCAUGGGGCGGAUACGUGUUCAUCAUCAACCUUAUUCCUCUUCAUGUGUUCGUCCUGUUGCUGAUGCAGCGUUUCAGUAAAAGAGUCUACAUCGCGUACAGCACCUUCUACAUCUUAGGUCUGAUCUUGUCGAUGCAGAUCCCCUUCGUGGGCUUUCAGCCAAUCAGAACAAGUGAACAUAUGGCAGCAGCAGGUGUGUUUGUUCUGCUGCAGGUCUACGCCUUCCUGCAGUAUCUGAAGGACAGACUGACCAAGCAGGAGUUCCAGACGCUGUUCUUCCUGGGCGUCUCUCUGGCUGCUGGGGUGGUUUUCCUCUCUGUCAUCUACCUAACAUACACAGGGUACAUAGCUCCAUGGAGUGGUCGAUUCUACUCCCUCUGGGAUACCGGUUAUGCUAAGAUCCACAUUCCCAUCAUAGCCUCUGUGUCUGAGCAUCAGCCCACCACCUGGGUCUCGUUCUUCUUCGAUCUCCACAUCCUCGUCUGCACCUUCCCCGCAGGCCUCUGGUUCUGCAUCAGAAACAUAAAUGAUGAGCGGGUCUUCGUGGCCCUGUACGCCAUCAGCGCAGUGUACUUUGCCGGCGUGAUGGUGCGCUUGAUGCUCACUCUGACUCCGGUGGUGUGCAUGCUAGCAGCCGUGGCCUUCUCCAGCGUUUUCGAACACUAUCUGGGGGAUGAUAUGAAGAGACAGAGCCCACCUGCUGAGGACAGCAGCGACGAGGACGACAGGAAGAAUGCAGGCAACCUUUACGAUAAGGCUGGGAAGGUGAGAAAACACGUGUCGGAGCAGGAGAAGCCAGAAGAGGGCCUGGGACCCAACAUUAAGUCCAUAGUCACAAUGCUGAUGCUGAUGCUGCUCAUGAUGUUCGCCGUCCACUGCACUUGGGUCACCAGCAAUGCCUACUCCAGCCCCAGUGUGGUGCUGGCAUCUUACAACCAUGAUGGGUCCCGUAACAUCCUGGACGACUUCAGGGAGGCGUAUUACUGGCUGAGGCAGAACACAGACGAGCAUGCCAGAGUGAUGUCAUGGUGGGACUAUGGCUACCAGAUAGCAGGCAUGGCUAACAGGACCACUCUGGUGGACAACAACACAUGGAACAACAGCCACAUAGCUCUGGUCGGCAAAGCAAUGUCCUCCAAUGAGACUGCAGCCUAUGACAUCAUGAGGUCUCUGGACGUUGACUAUGUCCUGAUCAUCUUCGGUGGGGUGAUCGGCUACUCUGGGGACGACAUCAAUAAGUUCCUCUGGAUGGUGCGCAUUGCAGAGGGGGAACACCCUAAGGACAUCAGGGAAAGUGACUACUUUACCCCUCAGGGAGAAUUCAGAGUGGACAAAGCCGGCUCCCCCACCUUGCUUAACUGCCUUAUGUACAAGAUGUCCUACUACCGCUUUGGAGAAAUGCAGUUGGAUUUCCGAACACCUCCUGGCUUUGACCGGACUCGGAAUGCUGAGAUCGGCAACAAGGACAUAAAGCUGAAGCACCUAGAGGAAGCCUUCACUUCAGAGCACUGGUUGGUCAGGAUAUACAAGGUGAAAAAGCUGGAGAACAGGGACCGUGUGGAGGCCAAGCUGCGGAGCACUGACAUCCUAAGGCAGAAGUACACCUCGAAAAAGACAGCCAAGAGGAAGCGGGGGUUCAUCAAGAACAAGCUGUCCUUGAAGAAGGGCAAGAAAGUGACCAAGAAGUCUUUAUAAGAAGUUCACCACAAACAGAUGCAGACUGUGAGCAGGAAAUAAAAUUUUACACUCAGAACUUUCAGCAGAAACACACAGCAGGAGUAAAGAUGCAGCAAAUCACAAUGAACGAGGUUCUCCAGACCAUCACAGUCCUGAAGGUUCAGGCUGGAAACUGAACUUUCCAGGGAUGAUGCUCGACUGAUCCAUGAGCCAACCAGAGAGGUGGAUGGGAGGAGAAAUGGGAGAGAUGGAAAUCGUGAGGUGUCAGACCCCCCUACAACACACACAUAGAAACGAAACUAUGACCUUUGACUUUUCCUUAUGUAUCUAUACUGGGACACUAGAGCAAAACAUUUACUGUUCUACUUUCAGGAACUCAUCACCCAUCUGAUCACAGGUCUCUCAGCCUGAGGUUGCUUUAUCUGACCUUAUUUCACCUAAAUCCCCACAGUCUGUCUGAUCUUCAACCAUUUACUGCCUCUUUGGAGGUCUUGAUUCUAACAUUAAACUGCUUUACUCUUCAAAUUCAAUUCUAAACCAAAGCAUACCACAGGAUCAGUUCCAGGAGAUUCCCGUUGGCUUUAGCUCAGUGGUUUACCCAGGAAACAGAUCAGAGAUGGGAAAGGCAGAAUCAUUCAGAAACCACAGCUAUUUCAGUGUUGAGCUCCUUAACUGGUACUUGGUUGCUGAUAGUUCAUGCAGAUGAGUGUCAGAGAAAUCAUCUAAAAGUAGUUUGAAGCGUCCACAGAAGCAUCAAUGAACAGCUGGUGGUCCUCACGCCCCGUCUUCAGCGGAUCCAGCAUCUAAAGAAAGUUCCACUAAACAGUGGGUCUGUCUGCCUCCGGUUCAGACCGGUCAUACAAGUUUGUGCUUCCACAGCCUCAGAAACAUUACUGUCCUUUUAGUCGGCCCAAGUCACAGAGUUCCACACAAACUUCCCUUCAAGGUCACUUCCUGGAUUCAGUUCCUGUAAAUUGCUGUAAAACACGUUCAUCUUGUGGGAGCUGACUUUAAAUCUGCUGUGAGGUUUUGCCAGAACACAUACAAGUCCAGCUGGACAGAACAGCAUAGGCCUUAACAGAAUACUGAUAAAACGUUGUAGGAUGUUUCUGAGCUGCACUGUCUGGUGUAUUUAUUAUGGAUGCCGAACGCUGCAGAGACUAAAGCAAGAGUAGCGUCCCGUCCUCAAAAUGCAAGCUUUUUAUCUGGGUUUCAUUUUCAAAGAGAAAAGUUCUUCCAUCAAUUGUAAUGAUCUGGAUGCAGGUGUGGGAAUUAAACAUGCCUUUUUGAAUAAAGAGGUUGAAAUAAA